UUCAGAUUUGAAAGAUGAGAAAACUUCAAUAAAUGCGCAAGAUUUAAAAGUACCUACUGAAACUACAACAACUGUUCCAGAUUUGAAGUUAAAUGGUUCGAAUGCUUCUAAUUCAGAUGCGCAAAAUUUGCAAGCUCCUGCAUUCAAUGUUAAAUUAACACCAGGUUCGAAUGAUCCUAUUACACCUGAAGCUUCGAUUGUCGACAUUACUAUUUAUGAAACAAACCUUGAUGCGGGAUCAUAUAUUACCGGCGGAAUAGAUGUGAUAAGCAGCGCAAUGGUACCGUUUGCUAGUUUUUUGCCACUUAUAACGGAGGUAACCCAAGUGUUUAAUGAAAUUAUAAAAAUAUAUCAAUCAGCUGAGCAUAAUAAAAAAAUAUGUGGGAUAUUGUUGGAUAGAGUUCAAAUAGCUGACACUGCCGUAAGGAAUUUGAAAAAUCGUAGAGAUGAAAAUGUAGAUUUUUUUUCGGCAAAUAAUCUUAUCAAUUUACAAAAUUUAGUUUAUGUCGUUGGUAAGAUUCGUAAGCUUGUUGAAGAUAUUUCUAAGUUAACAGGUUUAGCAAAGUAUAUUCAAGCUAAAAACCUUGAAAAAACUGUUCAAGAAUUAAGUAGUGAAUUUGAUUCCACUAUAAAUGUAUUACAAUUUUCUCUGACUGUCGAUUUUACUAUCAACGCUGAUAAAGCAGCUAAAGAUAAUGAAAUUAUUAAGUCUGAUAUCAAAGAGUUUUAUCAGUACCUGGAAGACAUCGGCAGUGGUGUAACUGACGGAAACAAAAUGAUCUCGACUAUACUCAAGCAAUUGUAUGAGCUUAAUAAAACCUUGACGGAACCUAGAUUGUCCGAGAAACAGGCAAAUACUGAAGGAUUUAGAAGUGAAUUAAUCAAAUUUAGUGAUUUCGAAGAAGAAAAUCUUGAAGUGGCUGAUAGAAAUAGUAAUCAAGCAGAAAAAGAUAAUUUUAGAAAACAAGUUACAAUUUUAAAAAAAUUGGAAUCAUGUCGUUGUAUUAUUCAAUUUUUUGGUUUAACUGCAAAUGAUGAUAAGUUUUUCUUGGUAACUGAAUGGGCUGAUAAUGGAAAUUUACGUGAAUUUUAUAAACAACAUGGAAAACUUAAAGUAAAGUUGAAAUUAAGUUUUGCUCUUGACAUUGCUAAAGGCUUGAAUUUCCUGAGCUCAGCUUCGAUCGUUCAUCGUGAUAUUAGAGCCGAGAAUAUCCUAAUCACCGAUCGGAAGUUGGCCAAGAUUUCAAAUUUUAAAUCAAGUCGAGCAAUUACUGAUGGCACAUCAAAUCAAGCUGCUACACUAGAGGCUGUACGAUAUUGCGCACCAGAAAAGUUAGAAAAAGGAAAGACAUAUAAAUAUGACACCAAAUGUGAAGUUUAUAGCUUUGGCAUACUGCUUUGGGAAAUUGCCGAAGAGAAAAUUCCUUAUGAGAAAUAUGGUAAUGAUAUCAUUGUAAUUACUGAGCUCGUUUGCACCAAAAAAUUUCGUGAAUCAUUUUCACUUGGUACUACUUUGCCAAAAGAAUAUCAAGACCUUGCAAAAAAAGGUAUUUAUAUGUCUUAUAUCUGUUUUAUUCAACAAACUUAUUUGGCUUUUAUAUUAACUUCUGCAAACUUACAUUUAUAUCUAGCUGUUGAUCAUGAUCAUAACUUUAGGCCUCAGUUUUCAAAGAUCUUUACCAUUCUACAAGAACUAUAUAAGAAAGAUGUUAGACAUACACCAUCGCAUAGUCCCAAAAUCACACCAACAAACAGUGAAACUCUUGAAAAUGAUAUAAAUUUCUCGGAAAGAUUAAUGUCAGUAGAUGAAGCGGCGAAGCAACAUAAACUUACGAAUGGCGAUCGCGAGUUAGCCUAUAAAUGUUUUGAAGCCAAUGCAAAAUUAAAUGAUAUGAAAGCAAAAUACUUUAAAGCAUAUUAUAUUCAACAAAGUUUGGUUAGACUUGACAUGGACCAACCAACCAAAGACAAAUUAGUAGCAGAUUUAUAUAAAGAAGUAGCGGAUUCAGGUGAUCCCGAAGCUCAAUUACGUUACGGUAAUUGUUUAUUUAAAGGUGUAGGAGUUAAAAAGGAUUUAAAAAAAGCUGCCGAAUAUUUUACCAAAGCCGCCGAAAGUGGCCAAGUUGUUGGUAUGUAUAAUGCUGCAACUUUAUAUUUUUCUGAUAAUUCCGGUUUAAAGAAUGAAGUGUUGGGUGAAAAAUACAUGAGAUUGGCUGCUUAUAAACAGCAUAAACAAGCUAUUGAUUAUUAUAAUAAUAAGGGUUUGCCUUUGGUAAUUUAG
Messenger RNA from Funneliformis geosporum, 2281 nucleotides. Lineage: Eukaryota; Fungi; Glomeromycota; Glomeromycetes; Glomerales; Glomeraceae. The record is from the annotation of a GenBank genome assembly.